GAUGAGACUACACUGCCACUGAACUCACCAAGAAGCUAAACCGGCAGGUGCCAGUGGUCUGUCUUUUGUCCUCACGUGGGAGGGAACCGACCGAAAUGCAACAGACAAAUGAGAUGGCAACCUCAACAGGCAGGAUUGAGACUGUGGCCGAAGUCUUGGGGACUACAAUCUACGACUAUGCUGUGGGAAUUCCAUGUGAAAAAGUCAGCAUCAAAGAGCUGGGGGCCCAGUUCUUGCCCCCACUCUAUUCCCUGGUGUUCAUCGUUGGUUUCUUGGGCAACACUAUGGUGGUGGUGAUCCUCACAAAAUACAAGAGGCUUAGAAUUAUGACCAACAUCUACCUGUUCAACCUGGCCAUCUCUGACUUGCUCUUUCUCUUCACUCUUCCCUUCUGGAUUCACUAUAUCAGGCGGAAAGAGUGGGUGUUUGACAACAGCAUGUGCAAGUUCCUCUCGGGGUUGUAUUCCCUGGGCUUGUACAGUGAGAUCUUUUUCAUAAUCCUGCUGACAAUGGACAGGUACCUGGCCAUCGUGCAUGCGGUGUUUGCCCUUCGAGCCCGCACGGUCACCUUUGGGGUCAUCACAAGUGUCCUCACCUGGGUCUUCGCAGGGCUAGCAGCCCUCCCAGAAUUCAUCUUCCGAGAGUUCCAUGGGGGGCCUGAAGAGUCUACAUGCAGCCCUGCAUACCCCACGAACGAGGAAGAGGCCUGGAAGCAUUUCCACACCCUGAAAAUGAAUAUCCUGGGACUUGUCCUGCCUCUGCUCAUCAUGGCCAUCUGCUAUUCUGGAAUCAUUAAAACGCUGCUCAGGUGCCCCAACAGAGCCAAGUGCAAAGCUAUCCGGCUCAUUUUUCUCAUAAUGUUGGUCUUUUUCCUUUUCUGGACACCCUACAACCUAGUUCUGUUUCUUUCUGCCUUUCAAACUGUCUUCUUGGAGAACAGCUGUGAGUGCAACAGAAAGCUGGACCUGGCCAGGCAGGUGACAGAGGUGAUCACCCACACCCACUGCUGUGUCAACCCUAUCAUCUAUGCCUUCGUAGGGGAGAAAUUCCAGAAGUACCUGCAUCACUUUUUCCAUAGGCAUGUAGGCAUCUACCUGAGCAAAUACAUCCCAUUCCUUCCUAGUGAGAGGCUGGAAAGGGCCAGCUCCAUCUCCCCAUCAUCAGGUGAUCCAGACCUUUCGGUUGUGUUCUAAGGCAGGUGCAAAAUACUGCCCAAAGGAGAUGAGCAAGACGGAUAAAGCAAAUAUGCUACAUCAACCCCACUGACCCCUAGAUCAGCCCUAUGUAUCCUUGGCAUGACUGAAGCUUUUGAAGACAUUCUCAUACUCACACGUGUACAAUGCGCUCCAAAGUCAUUACCAAUGGCAACCGUGGAAAGCCAAGCUUUGCUUGAUUUGUUAAAAAGUUCAUGCACCUGAAUGCUAGUUCCAAUGUGCAGCUAUAAAUAGGUAAAACUUUCUGUAUUUUGAAACCUCAACUUUCACCAGCAUCCUUUUGAUGGUGGUGGUGGU
Messenger RNA from Ochotona princeps (American pika), 1511 nucleotides. RefSeq names its product C-C motif chemokine receptor 3 (gene CCR3). Bases 96 to 1193 code for a protein of 365 amino acids. The record is from RefSeq and is a predicted model, not a curated record. Gene Ontology annotation, cellular component: cytoplasm; membrane. Gene Ontology annotation, molecular function: C-C chemokine receptor activity. Gene Ontology annotation, biological process: chemotaxis; G protein-coupled receptor signaling pathway; immune response. Lineage: Eukaryota; Metazoa; Chordata; Mammalia; Lagomorpha; Ochotonidae. The transcript has 2 exons.